CCCUUACUCAUUCCCUGCGGCUACUACAAACCUCUGGCCACAAAACGCCUUCUUCUUCUUCUUCUCUCUCUAUCUUUCUCUCUCCUUCCUAUAAAAACAGAGUCUCUCCCCUUUGUUCUUCUGCAAAUUUUCUCUCUCUUCUCUUAAAGAUAAAAGAAAGAACAAAAGGAAGCUUGGGAAUAUGGUUCAUCACUAUAUACGCUAUCAGCCAUGGAAGAAGGGGAUGAACAUAAGAACACCUGCCCAGUUUGUUCAUCAUGAUGAUCAUGAAGAACAAGAUGAUGACGAAGAAGCUAUGGGCUGUGAUGAGUUUUAUUACUCUGUUUCUGCUUACAAGAAAACCAAACCCAAGUUUUUGUUCCUUCUUUUCCUCUGUUUUCUUUCUUGCUGCUUCGUUUUUGCUCCUCAUUUCUAUUCUUUUAAGGUUGAAAAUGGUGAUGUUUCUGCCGCUGUUAUGGAGGUUUCUGCUCCUCUCUGUUCUUCAAUCCCUAAUGGAACCAUUUGUUGUGACAGGAAUAGCAUUCGGUCUGAUAUCUGUAUUAUGAAAGGCGAUAUAAGAACAGAGUCUUCUUCCUCAUCAAUCUUCCUCUACACGUCGUCCAAUUCCCGGAUCGACAACGACAACGACAACGACAAUACAGUGAUUCAACUCGAAAGAAUCAAGCCUUACACAAGGAAAUGGGAGAACAACACCAUGAACACAAUUGAUGAAUUGCAGCUCAUUGUUAAGCGAAAGAGCAACGACAUCGAUCGACACCAUCGGUGUAACGUUCGACACGAUGUUCCUGCCGUGUUCUUCUCGACCGGAGGCUACACGGGCAACGUUUAUCACGAAUUCAACGACGGGAUUUUGCCGCUCUAUAUAACUUCACAACAUUUGAAUAAAGAGGUUGUUUUUGUGAUCCUUGAGUAUCAUAAUUGGUGGCUAACAAAAUAUGGUGAUAUCCUUUCCCAACUCUCAAACUAUCCACCAAUUGACUUUAGAAAGAACAAUAAAACUCAUUGCUUUCCUCAAGUGAUUGCUGGUUUGAGAAUCCAUGAUGAGUUGACUGUGGAGCCUUCAUUGAUGGAAGGGAACACGAGCAUUGUCGAGUUUCGAAACCUAUUAGACACGGCGUACCAACCUCGAACCCGAGAGGUGGUUCGACACGAGAAGAACGAAGCCAAAGAGCAACCAAAGUUGGUGGUUCUGUCAAGGAAGGGAUCAAGGGCUAUAACAAAUGAGAAGUUAAUGGUGAAAAUGGCUGAGAAAAUUGGGUUCAAGGUGAAAGUUAUAAGGCCUGAUAGAACAACAGAGCUGGCUAAGCUUUAUAGAGAGCUCAAUGAAUGUGAUGUAAUGGUAGGAGUCCAUGGAGCUGCCAUGACACAUUUUCUGUUCAUGAGGCCUAAUUCAGUGUUCAUUCAAAUCAUUCCAUUGGGGACUGUUUGGGCAGCCGAGACGUACUAUGGCGAGCCUGCGAAGAAGCUCGGUUUGAAGUACGUCGGGUAUGAAAUUCGGCCGAAGGAGAGUUCGUUGUAUAGCAAGUACGAGAAAGAUGAUCCUGUUCUUGUCAACCCAGAUAGCAUUACAAGAAAAGGGUGGGAAUAUACAAAGAAGAUCUAUCUUGAUGGCCAGAAUGUGAAGUUGAAUCUUGCACGGUUUCAGAAGCAAUUGGACCGAGCUUAUUACUAUACCAUUUCUCGAACCCGAGCCCGAACCCAACACCACGGUUCAUUGGAGUGAUGGUUGCAUCAUAUUAUGUGGGGGAGUGUUCUUUUGGGGGAAAAUAAAAGAUUUUUCUAAAUA
This is a messenger RNA of Cucurbita moschata (crookneck pumpkin), 1786 nucleotides long. Its product is annotated as EGF domain-specific O-linked N-acetylglucosamine transferase-like. Gene Ontology annotation, molecular function: glycosyltransferase activity. The record is from RefSeq and is a predicted model, not a curated record. The coding region runs from base 182 to 1723 and encodes 513 amino acids. Lineage: Eukaryota; Viridiplantae; Streptophyta; Magnoliopsida; Cucurbitales; Cucurbitaceae. The transcript has 3 exons.